This is a messenger RNA of Salvelinus sp. IW2-2015, 1472 nucleotides long. RefSeq names its product alpha-1,6-mannosylglycoprotein 6-beta-N-acetylglucosaminyltransferase B. Gene Ontology annotation, molecular function: alpha-1,6-mannosylglycoprotein 6-beta-N-acetylglucosaminyltransferase activity. Lineage: Eukaryota; Metazoa; Chordata; Actinopteri; Salmoniformes; Salmonidae. Gene Ontology annotation, biological process: protein N-linked glycosylation. The record is from RefSeq and is a predicted model, not a curated record. Gene Ontology annotation, cellular component: Golgi apparatus.
UGGCGCUGCACUGAAGACUAGGCUACUUGCACAAUCUGGAAAUACACCGCCAGAAAGCGAAUGGAGUCUAGCACACAUUGUGUGCUCACCGAACGGCUAGGACUCCGGAGUCAGGGUUCAUUUACGGACUAAUUUAAACUCAGCGGAAGCAAACUAUUGUAUGCAGCUGGGUAAGCGGAGUGUAUUCCUGCCGAACUUUACUGAACCAAGCACGUGCAGUAUUGGUUAUCCGAUUCCGAAGUCGAUGUAUCGAUAUUUUUAAAGCUCUAUUMRUUMAUAAUUACUAUGUUUAUGUUUGCGCUUAGGACACUUUGUGAAAUAUACACAAUGUUGGGGGCUCUUUGCGUUUUCUCCUUCUCCGGAAAAUGAGUGCUGUGAACACAGACUAUUCAACUAUGGUGAGAAGAUGUCUUCUGACGUUCAAACCAUUCAGGAUCUUUGUGGCGGGGAUCGGCUUCUUCAGCCUGUGCUUCCUAAUGACCUCCCUGGGGGGGCAGUUCUCGGCCAAGCGACCCGGAGACACUCCCUUCACCAUGCGGGCCGAAGUGCUGGGUGGUCCAGAGUCUCGCGGGGUGCUGAGGAAGAUCAGUGAUAUGCUGGAGGUCAUCAUGAAGAGGAUGGACACUUUGUCCAAACUGGGCAACACCACCACAGACUCCCACAGACURGAUGAGCUCAGCUCAGCACUGGACAGGAUCCAGCCAAUUGGUCUGGUGGAGAGGAUCCAGGCUAUUGCCCAGAACAUGUCUGACAUGGCUGUGAGGGUGGAGCAGAUCCUACAGCGCAGCAUGGCCACCAACAGAGGUAAGGAUGGCACAACAGGACAGUGUGAGGUGCCCAAAGACCCUCACUACCCAGACUGCCCCAGCAAGGUGGAUUGGAUGCGUGCCCGCUGGACCUCAGACCCCUGCUAUGCCUUCUAUGGGGUGGACGGCUCCGACUGYUCCUUCCUCAUCUACCUGAGUGAGGUGGAGUGGUUCUGCCCCCCUCUGACCUGGAGGAACCAGACCUCCACACCCACGCACAAACCUUUCCCCAAGAGACAGGCGGCAUUCCGGUCAGACAUUGGGGCCCUCCUGGAGCAGGUGGGAACGGGGAAGGAGUCUCUGAGUUUCAUGAAGAGAAGGAUGCGCAGGCUGGCUGCACAGUGGGCCUCGGCUGCACGCAGGCUACAUGACAGUCUGAGGAGUCAAUGGAGGGAGCAGAAGAGGAUCCUGGUGCACGUAGGCUUCCUGACAGAGGAGUCAGGGGACGUGUUCAGCCCCAAGGUCCUGAAGGGAGGUCCUCUGGGGGAGAUGGUCCAGUGGGCCGACAUYCUCACAGCCCUGCACGUCCUGGGACACAACCUCAAGAUCUCUGUCUCGCUCAAGGAGCUGCAGGGGUUACCGUUUGAAUUGACGGUUCUGGCACAACGGGGACGCUACUUCUUGAGGGUGUCCGACAGACGAAGCAACACGAUCAGCGAAGGUUGA